UAAAGACGCAGAAGAAGAAAAGGGGCCGGCAAAGAUGGCUGCUUCCGUUCACUGAGGGGGACAAAUACACGUUUAGACUAUUGUUGUUGACUAUAUAGUAGACAUCUGUAAAGAUAAUGUUUUUAAAACACUGCCUGAGAGCCACGGUGGCAGCUGUACGAGCCCGGGAUGUCCUGUCAGGUCUGAAACACGGCAGUGUUCCGUUAGCGGCGCGGCAGCGCGGUUACUGCAGCUCCAGGGGACAUCGCCAUGGUCAUGAAACCCUCACAAGCCAGCCAGUGAGACAGUAUGCCCGAGCAGUACAAAAAAAGCCAGAAUUUCAGAGUCAACUACAAGACCUGCCAUCGUCAAUGCUGAAACUUGAAUAUGCUUCUGUUCCACUGGCUCACACGGUUGAUGAUGUGGUGAAGAAGCUUCUCUCACUGGAACUUGCAAGUCAUAGUGAAAAACUGCGCCUGAAAGAGGAACAGCUGAUUGCAAAGGUCCAGAGGCAUGAAAAUGAUCGAAACUCAACAGAGGUUAAAGUGGCCAUGUUGACUGCGCGAAUACGCAAUUUUCAGGAGCAUUUACAGAAGCACCCUAAGGACAAAGCUAACAAGAGGUGGAUGCUGAUGAGCAUUGACCGCAGGAAGAAAUUGCUCAAAUACUUGAGAAGGUCACGAUAUGAUGCUUUUGAGAAGGUCUGUGCAGAGCUGGGGAUCAUAUACACCUUUCCUCCUGAAUACUACAGACGGGCAACCCGACGCUGGCUGGCUAAGAAAGCCCUCUGCAUCAAGGUUUUCAAAGAGGUCCAGAAACAAAAGGCAGAAAAGAGAAAUAAAGCUCUUGCUCAGAAGGCGGCUAAGAGCACAAACCCUACAGAAACCCAGGGGACUCCAGUAUAACAAAGUCUACCAUUACAAAUAUUAUUAAGCAGUAAUAUCAUGCAACAUAACCACAACUAUUAAAACUGGCAGAGAAAUGGAUACUGAAGAUUCUGAUGUCUGGUGUUUUCUGUUGAAAUUGUUCAUUUUCUAUGCUUUACAAAAUCUGAUGUGUUCUUUAUUUGCUUUAUGAUAAAUAUUAAUAAAAAUGGGAAGAGUAAA
Neoarius graeffei (lesser salmon catfish) is the source of this 1085-nucleotide messenger RNA. It is a transcript of the gene mrps15, whose product is annotated as mitochondrial ribosomal protein S15. The record is from RefSeq and is a predicted model, not a curated record. NCBI's taxonomy places the organism in Eukaryota, Metazoa, Chordata, Actinopteri, Siluriformes, Ariidae. The transcript is spliced from 8 exons. The coding region runs from base 117 to 884 and encodes 255 amino acids. Gene Ontology annotation, biological process: translation. Gene Ontology annotation, molecular function: structural constituent of ribosome. Gene Ontology annotation, cellular component: ribosome.